Molecule: messenger RNA, 1487 nt
Organism: Ilyonectria robusta
Lineage: Eukaryota; Fungi; Ascomycota; Sordariomycetes; Hypocreales; Nectriaceae
Product: acyltransferase 3
Exons: 1
Coding region: 47-1354 (435 amino acids)
Biological process (GO): polysaccharide biosynthetic process
Cellular component (GO): membrane
Molecular function (GO): acyltransferase activity, transferring groups other than amino-acyl groups
Source: RefSeq, a predicted model, not a curated record
AUCUCUUCCUUGCAAACGCGGGACGCCUCAAGGACCGGACUAGACCAUGGACCGCACCACCUGGCUGGACGGCCUGCGUGGCAUCGCGGCGGCAAUCGUCGCUACAGACCACUACUUCAUGGGCGGCGUCUUGGACGUUGCCUUUCGGUCGUACUGGGCCGAUCCGCCCGAGGAAAAUAGGAGGCUUCUUCAGCUGCCUCCUAUCCGUCUUGUGUUUGCUGCUCAUGCCAUGGUGCCGCUGUUUUUGGUCAUCUCCGGCUAUGCCAUAUCCAUCACGCUUCUCCGAGUGCGAAACACCAACAGUGUCGAAUUUCUGCGCCGUCUCUCUUCGGCAGCCACUCGCCGCAUCUUGCGCAUCUACCUGCCCGUCUUCUGCAUCACGGCAAUUUCGCAACUUCUCUUCUUUUGCAAUCUCUAUCAUUGGGAGUUUGGCGACGAUGUUGUCUGGGGCCGCAAGCCCUGGACUGCGCCCUGGUUGCACGUCACCUUUGUCUUUCGCUACAUGCUCGACAACAUAAACAUCCUGUCGUUCCAAGCCAACGGUGGUCUCAACGGCCAGCUCUGGACGAUGGCGCUUGAGUUCCGCGGCUCUUGUAUCGUCUAUCUUGUCAUACUAGCGUUGGCAUCCUGGCGGCCGCAGCCUCGACGUAUAGCCAUAGCUGUCCUGAUAGCAUACUGGUUCUAUUUUGGUCAGUGGGAUACCUUUGCCUUCUUGGCGGGUCUCUACCUGGCUGAGAUGCAGGUCUUGUCAGAGUCGGGGACCACCAACGAAGAGCCAAAGUUACCCCGUCACGUCAGGUUGUGUUUGCGGACAAACGCACGAUACGUCAACUUUAGCACCAUCAGAACGUACUUUUGCUUUAUUUUUGGAAUCUGGUUAGUCUGCCUCAGCGACGACGGCUUUUUACCACCUGGGUACCAAUUCUUGAAGUUCGUCGAAUCCUCACGCUGGGAAAACGACUGGGGAAUUCUGAGCAAGGCCUGGAAGACGGCUGGCUCAGUUCUCGUUGUCUACGGAAUCAGCAAGUCUGCCUAUCUCCAGCGCCGGCUGAAUUCUGCGCCGAUACAAUACCUAGGCAAGAUCUCCUUCUCGCUAUACUUGGUGCACCAAUCUAUCUACCACCUUAUUCGCGACCCCGUGAGGAACUUUAUGUGGUAUAUUGCCACUCGGGAAUCAUACCCUGGGCCAGAGGCCGUCAACCACACUGUCCCAUUUGCGUUUUCAUGGCUUAGCGCUUUUGCAAUCUUGACAGUGAUCAAUUUGUAUGCGGCGCACUUAUACACGAGGUUUAUCGACGAGCGAUGCGUCGAGUUGGCGAAGAAGUUUGACAGAUGGAUUACUCGGUUACCUUGAGUGAGGUGGUGAAUUAGAGGUUCCUUAUUUACGGCAUAGCUAGGUCUGAUCAAAACCAAUGCGGCUACAGGUAUUAUAGAAUAUGUUUAGGGGAUUCUGAACAAUGGCUCAAUCAAACUGACCGUAAGGUUUA